CAAAAUCAAGGGUCCUUUGCCCUUCUCUCCUCUAAACUUAACGUAACGUACCUACAUGUGUCAUUGUGGCUCGCUCGCUGUUUCUAGUAACUCCCUGCUUCUGUCUUCUAGAGUGAACAUCACAGCUCGUUCGCUUUCUGCACAUUUCACGCUGCGAUUUCUCUUGAUUCUGUUCCUCCUUUUUCUUUUCUCUGCUGUGCAGUUUAUUCUCCUUUUUUCUUUGCCAUCAUAAUAUCAGCCAGCGCCUUUAUAGAUACGGGGUCCUCUUGUCCGAGCAUCCGGAAUACAGUAACGAAUCCUCUAUUACGGUAUAAAUUACUGUCCAAUCUUACCACAUCUCACUACCACUCACACCCCCCAGUCUCACGCACUGCACUUGACUCAACAUGUCUAAGUCGCUACAGCUCAAGAACGAAGGAAACAAAUGUUUCCAGGCGGGGGACUACGUCGGCGCCGAUAGCCUCUACUCCAAAGCGUGAGCAUAUAUAAUCAGCACAGCUUAGAGAGAGAGAGAGCUUAUUCUGACAAAGAUCGCAAUAGCAUCAUCGCCGACCCCAAAAAUCCAGCUCUUUACACUAAUCGCGCCAUGGCCCGUCUUAAGCUUAAUUAUUGGGACUCAGUAAUCACCGACUGCGAGGCUUGUUUGCAGCUAACGCCAGACAACAUGAAGGCCCGGUACUACCUUGCGCAAGCACAGAUCGCUCUUCGCGACUAUGACGCUGCGCUUGAGAACGCUCUGCAUGCGCACAAGCUGUGCGCCGCCACGGGGGAUCGCUCGCUCGCUGCUGUGACGGCUCUCGUUCUUCGCUGCAAGAAAGAGCGCUGGGACGAUCUUGAGAAGAAGCGGGUUCGCGAAUCGCAAAAUCUUGAAAGGGAGAUGCUUGAAUUAUUGACAAAGGACAAAGAGGCUAUGCUGGCCGAGACGGAUGAUGGGAUGGUGAGGCAGGAAAUCGAGGAGGAGAGCGAUGCCAAGAUUGAGAGGAUGAAAGAGAUCUUUGAGAGAGCAAGGGCAGAUAGUGAGAAGAAGAGAGAGGUUCCAGACUGGGCCAUUGACGAUAUCAGCUUUGGAUUCAUGGUUGAUCCCGUCAUGACCAAGACUGGAAAGUCAUACGAGCGCGCGUCUAUCAUGGAGCACCUCAACAGACACCAUAGCGAUCCUCUCACUCGCGAGCCACUUGUGCCUUCUGAGCUACGGCCAAACCUGGCGUUGAAGCAGGCGUGCGAAGAGUUCCUCGAGCAGAACGGUUGGGCUGCUGAUUGGUAGUAGAAAAAGCAAAUGACGAUGAGAGUUGGGAAUCAGCGGAUCGGAGGUCUUUUGAUUAAAAUCUUAUUAAAUGCUUGGAGUUUCAGGUGUUCAGAGACUUAUUCCAGAGAUGCUUUGGGCUUGAAUAGCGUAACGUUUUGAACGAAUUCAUGAAAGUAAUAACGGCAAUUCUCCUCUUAAUCUUCCACGGUCACUCGUGCUAUCAGUGCUGCAGCCAGUCGUUUCAUAAAUAAUACGUUUUUAACGUAUACAACUGAUCCUUAUUCAUCAUGUCGUGUUCCUAUCCUCCACUGACCUGGCCAUCAUGUCCCACAGCAGUUUUGUAUAUAAAGGUAGUCAUCAAGCUCGCGCUCCGUCCAAGACAUGUCUAUACCCUACUUAACCCAGGCGUGACGACAUUAUACAAUCGCUAUGCAACCGAAUAACCCAACCAAGCGAUCCCAGUAGUCCAAAAGAAAAGAACACCAAUAGCGCCGUGCAAAUGCAUGUUUUCCCCCUUCUUACUCAAAGCACCACCCCGAAUGCUGACAUUACCCAUCGGAUUUGCCCCUAGAGAAAAGAUGGGCCCGGCUGGCUAUCGUCCUUGACGAGUCCGGCCCGCUCUUCCUCCGUUGGGUCCGCGACGUGUGAUGUUGAUCUAGACGAUGAGUGAGGCCGCCGGAAAACGUUAUGGAAUGAAAACUGACGUCGUGUCGUAUCCUGAGGUUGUCCAUGAGGCGGGGGCGUCGGAGGCGCAAGGCUGUCACCACUUCGGAAUGACGCCCCUCGGUACUCAGUAUCCUGUCCGUUGUACUCGUGCUCCCGAGUUUGACCAUAGUAAGCGGCGUGUUCUUCGUCGGCCUUAUCCCGGGGGACGGCAAUCUCAGUCAGGGGGACCGGGUGCAUCGGGCUGCGGGGCCGGGGUUUAUCGUCUUCAUGAUCGUCGUUGGCGUGUCGGCCUGAGAAGUUGGUGAAGCCUCGGGCUCUACCUCGGAUGGUACCUGCAAUGCUAGAGAAGAGUGUGUUUGUUUCCUGACGGUUGUUGUCGUCGUCGCUAUCGUCUCCGUCUUCGACCGGUGGGAACUGCGACAUGCCUAAAGGUGGAUGUUGUCUUGGACUGCUUGGUCUUACAGCAAAACGGGGUGAGGUGGGCGGCAUCGGUGGUGGAGGCGAUGUUACUGAUCCUGCCCUAGAGCUGCUAAUCGUUCCGGUCCUGAAAGUCAUUGUUCGUCUUCUUCUCAAACCAUCCCAUUCCCACUCCGGCUGCUGUCCAUCCUCUCGGAUAGGGUCCAUUGUGUCCAUCAUCAUCUUUUCCUCGUGGAGUCGCUUGAGCUCUUCGGCUUCCAUUCUAAGUCGUCGCUGAGAGAUCUGUCGCACGAUGGCAGCGGCUCCGCGGAUGGCAUCGGCCUUGGGUUCCGACUCUGGCUGUUCCUGCUCGGCAAUAGUCUGGAUCUGAUCGAGGUCGCCGCUGAAGACUGCUGCGUCGGGCACAUCCUUUGCGGAUUUUGAGAGCUGCAGUAACACUACUCCGGAACAAAUUGUUAAGAAACCUAAAACAACGGUGACGAUAGACUGGGCAGUGCCCUUGAAACCUUGGAAAAGAAUUGCUGACGUGAUAAUAGUCGUACUGGUAAAGUAGACGUAAUAUGUCGGGGUAACGAGGGCUGCGUUAUAGAUGUUGAGCGCUUUCUGUGAUGAGCUGUUAGUGGCUGAGAUAAAACGGAGAACUGGGCUCAUACGUUGAGA
Messenger RNA from Fusarium odoratissimum NRRL 54006, 2989 nucleotides. RefSeq names its product STIP1 likey and U-box containing protein 1. The transcript has 2 exons. The record is from RefSeq and is a predicted model, not a curated record. Gene Ontology annotation, molecular function: ubiquitin protein ligase activity; protein-folding chaperone binding. Gene Ontology annotation, biological process: positive regulation of proteolysis; cellular response to misfolded protein; protein quality control for misfolded or incompletely synthesized proteins. NCBI's taxonomy places the organism in Eukaryota, Fungi, Ascomycota, Sordariomycetes, Hypocreales, Nectriaceae. The coding region runs from base 587 to 1264 and encodes 225 amino acids. Gene Ontology annotation, cellular component: cytoplasm.